GAGCGCGGGGGCCCGGCCACUCGGAGCAGCUCUGCCGCGGGGACUGCACCGCCCGCCCUGCCGGACCCGCCCCGAUUGGGGCUCGCCUCCGCCAGCAGCCGCAGCACCACAGCCUUGGGCCCCGCGCCGGCUAUGGCUGUGCCCUAGGGCUGAGCGCGCAGGCUGUGUGACUGAGAUUCCUGACAAGAGAGACUGAGGGGAAGAGAGGAAGGAGGGGCGGGCUCCUGGCAAGGCAUCCGCUCCAGAACAGAAUCCUGCAAAGAUGGAGAAGGAGGAAGAGACAACCCGGGAACUGCUGCUGCCCAACUGGCAGGGCAGCGGCUCCCACGGGCUGACCAUCACCCAGAGGGAUGACGGUGUCUAUGUACAGGAGGUGAUGCAGAACUCCCCUGCGGCCCGCACUGGGGUGGUCAAGGAGGGGGACCAGAUUGUGGGUGCCACUAUCUACUUUGACAACCUGCAGUCAGGCGAGGUGACCCAGCUGCUAAACACCAUGGGGCACCAUACGGUGGGCCUGAAGCUGCACCGCAAGGGGGACCGUUCCCCUGAGCCUGGCCAGACCUGGACACAUGAAGUCUUCAGCUCCCGCAGCUCUGAAGUGGUUCUGAGCGGGGAUGAUGAGGAGUACCAGCGUAUCUACACCACGAAGAUCAAGCCUCGGCUGAGGUCGGAGGAUGGAGUGGAAGGGGACCCUGGGGAGACCCAGAGCCGCACCAUCACAGUGACCAGAAGGGUCACGGCCUACACUGUGGAUGUGACUGGCCGAGAAGGAGCCAAGGACAUUGACAUCAGCAGCCCUGAAUUUAAGAUCAAGAUCCCAAAGCAUGAACUGACUGAAAUCUCCAACAUGGACGUGGAGACCCAGUCAGGGAAGACAGUGAUCAGACUGCCCUCAGGCUCAGAGGCAGUCUUUCCAGCCACAGGCUCUGCUGUGGAGAUCCAAGCAGGGGCCAUUUCUGCUUCAGGACCAGAGCUCCAAGGUGCUGGCCACUCAAAGCUCCAGGUCACCAUGCCUGGGAUAAAGGUGGGAACCUCCAGUGUCAAUGUUAGCACGAAGGGCAUAGACUUGGGUGGCAGAGGAGGGGUCCAAGUACCAGUAGCGGACGUUUCACCUUCUCUUGGGGGUGGGGCAGUGGAAGUGCAGGGCCCAUCCCUUGAGAGUGAUGAUAAUGAGAAAAUUAAAAUUCCCACUGUGAAGGUACCAAAAUUUGGUGUCUCGACAGGGCCUGAGGGCCAGGUGCCAGAGGCCAGGCUAAGUGUUUCUGCACCUGAAUUCUCUAUGGGGCACCAGGGCAGCAGGCCAGGCAUUACUGUCAGUGGGAACAUCCAGGCCCCUCAGCCGGAAGUCAGUGCCUCCUCUGCCAAUUUUGAGGGGCUUAAAGGGAAGCUGAAGGGCCCCCAAAUCACUGAGCCAUCACUUGAAGGUGACCUAGGCUUGAAAGGUGCCAAGCCACAGGGGGACAUUGGGGUACACACCUCUGCUCCCCAAAUUGAGGGCAGCAUCACUGGCCCUAAUGUGGAAGUUUCUGUUCCUGAUGUUGAUGUUCAUGGGCCUGGGAGCAAAAUGCAUGUGCCCAAAAUGGAAGUCCCCAAAUUCUCUGUAUCUGGUUCAAAAGGAGAGGGAGCUGGCGUUAAGGUGACCAUGCCCACAGGUGAAGUGACUCUUCCUGGGGUCUCUGGGGAUGUCAGUCCACUUGAGAUUGCUACUGGUGGGCUGGAAGGGAAGAUGGAAGGUGCUAAAGUCAAGACUCCUGAAAUGAUUAUUCAAAAACCUAAAAUUUCUAUGCAGGACAUAGAUCUGAGCUUCGGGUCCUCUAAACUGAAAGGAGAUAUUAAAGUUUCUGCUCCUGGGGUGAAAGGUAAUGUUAAAGUGCCUCAAGUGGCAGUUAAAGGCUCCAGAGUGGAUAUAGAGACACCAAACCUGGAGGGGACCUUGACAGGCCCCAACCUUGGCAGUCCUUCUGGGAAAACAGGAACCUGUAGGAUCUCUAUGGCAGAUGUAGACUUAAGUGCUACUGUACCUAAAGUGAAAGGGGGUGUAGAUGUCACACUCCCAAAAGUAGAAGGGAAAGUCCCUGAAGUUGAUGUCAAAGGGCCUAAAGUGGAUGUCAGUGCUCCAGAUGUGGAAGUUCAUGGCCCCGAAUGGAACCUGAAAAUGCCCAAGAUGAAAAUGCCCAAGUUCAGCACUCCAGGAGUCAAAGGUGAAAGCCCAGAUGUAGACGUGACUCUACCCACAGGAGAUGUCAUUAUUUCAGGGCCUAAGGUCAAUGUGGAAGCCCCAAAUGUCAACAUGGAAGAUCUGGGUGUCAAACUUGUAGGCCCUGAUAUUAAACUGCCUGAUGUGAGUGUCAAGACACCAAAAGCCUCUAUGCCUGAUGUAGAUUUGCAUUUUAAAGGCACAAAGGUAAAGGGGGAAUAUGAUGUCACAGUACCAAAGCUUGAAGGAGAACUGAAAGGCCCAAAAGUGGACAUUGAUGCCCCAGAUGUGGAUGUCCAAGGCCCCGACUGGCACCUGAAGAUGCCCAAGGUGAAAAUGCCCAAGUUCAGCAUGCCUGGCUUCAAAGGAGAGGGCCCAGAAGUGGAAGUGAACCUGCCUAAGGCUGACAUUGAUGUCUCAGGACCCAAGGUGGAUAUUGAUGUUCCAGAUGUGAAUAUUGAAGGCCCAGAUGCAAAACUGAAGGGUCCCAAGUUUAAAAUGCCUGAGAUGAACAUCAAGGCUCCUAAAAUAUCAAUGCCAGAUUUGGACCUUAAUCUUAAAGGCCCUAAAAUGAAAGGAGAGGUGGAUGUUUCCCUUCCUAAUGUAGAAGGUGAUUUGAAAGGUCCAACUGUUGACAUAAAGGGCCCAAAGGUAGAUGUUGAUGUCCCAGAUAUUGACAUUCAUAGCCCAGAUGCCAAAUUAAAAAGUCCAAAACUGAAGAUGCCUGACAUGCAUGUAAACAUGCCCAAGAUCUCCAUGCCAGAAAUUGACUUGAAUUUGAAAGGCUCGAAGCUGAAGGGAGAUGUUGAUAUUUCUGGGCCCAAAUUGGAAGGUGACAUUAAUAUGGAUGUAAAGGGCCCAGAAGUAGACAUUUCCGGUCCUAAGGUCAAUAUUGAAGGCAAGUCAAAGAAAUCUCGUUUUAAACUUCCCAAAUUUAAUUUUUCAGGCUCCAAAGGUCAGACACCUGAGGUAGAUGUCAAAUUAAAAAAACCAGAUGUUGAUGUAACAGGUCCAAAAGUUGAUAUUAAUGCUCCUGAUGUUGAGGUCCAAGGAAAGGUGAAAGGAUCCAAAUUUAAAAUGCCUUUCUUGAGUAUUUCUUCUCCCAAAGUUUCUAUGCCUGAUGUGGAGCUAAAUUUAAAAGGUCCUAAAGUCAAAGGAGACUUAGAUCUUGCAGUUCCCAAUUUGGAAAAUGAAUUAAAAGGUCCUGCAGUGGAUAUUAAGGCACCAGAAGUUCAUCUCAAUGCACCUGAUGUGGAUGUUCAUGGUCCAGACUGGAAUCUGAAAAUGCCCAAGAUGAAAAUGCCGAAAUUCAGUGUGCCUGGCUUAAAAGCAGAAGGGCCAGACAUGGCUGUGGAUUUACCAAAAGGAGACAUCAACAUAGAGGGUCCAAGGAUGAACAUUGAGGGUCCAGGAAUCAAUGUGGAAGGUCCAGAGGGAGAAUUAAAAGAUCCCAAAUUCAAGAUGCCUGACAUAAAUAUCAAAGCCCCUAAGAUCUCCAUGCCUAACAUUGACUUAAACCUGAAGGGCCCUAAGGUGAAGGGUGAUGUGGAUGUUUCUCUGCCCAAAGUGGAAGGUGACCUCAAGGGCCCUGACAUUGAUAUCAAGGGUCCCAAAGUGGACCUAAGCACCCCAGACGUAGAUGUUCAUGGUCCAGACUGGCACCUAAAGAUGCCAAAGGUAAAAAUGCCCAAGUUCAGCAUGCCUGGCUUCAAAGGGGAGGGCCCAGAAGUGGACAUGAACCUUCCCAAGGCAGACAUUGAUGUCUCAGGACCCAAGGUGGACAUUGAUUUUCCAGAUGUGAAUAUUGAAGGCCCAGAUGCAAAACUAAAGGGUCCCAAGUUCAAGAUGCCUGAGAUGAACAUCAAAGCUCCUAAGAUUUCCAUGCCUGACAUUGAUCUCAACUUGAAGGGCCCCAAAAUGAAGGGUGAUGUGGAUGUGUCUUUGCCAAAAGUGGAAGGUGACCUCAAAGGCCCCAAGGUGGACAUUGACAUUCCUGAUACUAACAUCGAAGGCCCUGAGGGUAAAUUGAAAGGGCCCAAAUUUACAAUGCCAGAGAUGCACCUAAAAGCUCCCAAAAUAUCGAUGCCGGACAUUGAUUUAAACCUGAAGGGCUCCAAGAUGAAGGGUGAUGUAGACAUUUCCAUUCCCAAGAUUGAAGGGGAUCUAAAAGGCCCAGAGGUUGAUAUCAAAGGUCCCAAAGUGGACAUCAAUGCCCCAGAUGUUGAUGUCCAAGGCCCCGACUGGCACCUGAAGAUGCCCAAGGUGAAAAUGCCCAAGUUCAGCAUGCCUGGCUUCAAAGGAGAGGGCCCAGAUGUUGAUGUUACCCUUCCUAAAGCUGACAUUGACAUUUCUGUCCCCAACGUGGAUAUUGAUAUCCCAGAUGUCAAUGUUGAAGGUCCAGAUGCAAAACUGAAGGGCCCAAAGUUCAAGAUGCCAGAGAUGAACAUUAAAGCCCCCAAAAUCUCCAUGCCUGAUAUUGAUUUUAACUUAAAGGGCCCCAAACUGAAGGGUGAUGUAGAUGUCUCUCUGCCCAAAGUAGAAGGUGACUUCAAGGGCCCUAAAGUUGAUAUGAAGGUUCCCAGUGUGGACAUUGAUACUCCUGAUGUCAAUAUUGAAGGUCCAGAAGGAAAACUAAAGGGACCCAAAUUUAAGAUGCCUGAGAUGAACAUCAAAACUCCCAAGAUCUCUAUGCCUGACUUUGAUUUGCAUCUGAAAGGCCCCAAAGUAAAAGGUGAUAUGGACAUUUCACUACCUAAGGUGGAAGGUGAUCUGAAAGGGCCAGAGGUGGACAUUGAAGGUCCUGAAGGGAAACUCAAAGGUCCCAAGUUUAAGAUGUCUGAUGUACAUUUCAAAACUCCACAAAUCUCUAUGAGUGACAUUGAUUUGAACUUGAAAGGACCUAAGAUAAAAGGAGAUGUGGAUGUUUCCAUUCCUAAACUGGAAGGGGAUCUGAAAGGCCCUAAAGUGGAUGUUAAAGGCCCUAAGCUAGAGGUAGACACUCCUGACAUUGGCAUUCAUGGUCCAGAAGGGAAACUGAAGGGCCCCAAGUUUAAAAUGCCUGACCUGCACCUCAAGGCACCCAAAAUCUCCAUGCCUGAUGUUGACCUGAAUUUGAAGGGUCCAAAGGUGAAGGGUGAUGUGGAUGUUUCUCUGCCCAAUGUCGAAGGUGAUUUCAAAGGCCCUGAAGUUGACAUGAAGGGCCCCAAAGUGGACAUUGAUGUCCCAGAUGUGGAUGUUCAUGGCCCUGACUGGCACCUAAAGAUGCCCAAGGUGAAAAUGCCCAAGUUCAGCAUGCCUGGCUUCAAAGGAGAGGGUCCAGAAGUGGACGUGAGCCUUCCCAAAGCUGAUAUUGAUGUUUCAGGACCCAAGGUGGACAUUGAUGUUCCAGAUGUGAAUAUUGAAGGCCCAGAUGCAAAACUGAAGGGUCCCAAGUUCAAGAUGCCUGAGAUGAAUAUCAAAGCCCCCAAGAUUUCCAUGCCUGACAUUGACUUAAACCUGAAAGGUCCCAAAGUAAAGGGUGAUAUGGAUGUUUCUCUGCCCAAUGUGGAAGGUGACCUUAAGGGCCCUGAAGUUGACAUCAAAGGCCCCAAAGUGGACAUCAGUGCCCCAGAUGUAGAUGUUCAUGGCCCCGACUGGCACCUGAAGAUGCCCAAGGUAAAGAUGCCCAAAUUCAGCAUGCCUGGCUUCAAAGGGGAGGGCCCAGAAGUAGAUGUGAACCUGCCUAAGGCUGACAUUGAUGUCUCAGGACCCAAGGCAGACAUUGACGUUCCAGAUGUGAAUCUUGAAGGUCCAGAAGCAAAACUAAAGGGCCCUAAGUUCAAGAUGCCUGAGAUAAAUAUCAAAACUCCCAAGAUCUCCAUGCCUGAUGUUGACCUGGAUUUGAAAGGACCUAAAGUGAAAGGAGAUUUUGAUGUAUCUGUCCCUAAGAUGGAAGGUACUUUGAAAGGCCCAGAAGUUGAUCUUAAAGGUCCAAGUCUGGAUUUCGAAGUCCCUGAUGUCAAACUCAGUGGCCCAACUUUGAAGAUGCCAUCACUGGAUAUAUCUGCUCCUAAAGUGACUGUUCCUGAUAUUGAUUUACAUCUCAAGACACCAAAAAUUGGAGUUUCUGGUCCAAAAAUAGAAGGUGGUGAAAUGGACCUCAAAGGGCCUAAAGUUGAUUUAGAAGCUCCAGGCUUAGAUGUAAACGUUGAGAGCCCAGAUAUCAAUGUUGAGGGACCAGAUGUUAAAAUUCCCAAAUUUAAGAAACCCAAAUUUGGAUUUGGGGCAAAAAGCCCUAAAGCUGACAUCAAGACACCUUCAGUAGAUGUGACUGUUCCUGAGGCAGAGCUGAACCUUGAGACUCCUGAAAUCAGUGUUGGUGCCAAGGGCAAGAAAAGUAAGUUUAAAAUGCCUAAAAUUCAUAUGAGUGGUCCUAAAAUUAAGGCCAAAAAACAGGGAUUUGAUUUGAAUGCUCCUGGGGGUGAAAUUGAUGCCAGUCUCAAGGCUCCUGAUGUGGAUGUCAAUGUUCUAGGGCCGGAUGCCACACUCAAAGUUGAUGUGAAAUCUCCCAAAACCAAGAAACCUAUGUUUGGAAAAAUGUACUUCCCGGAUGUGGAGUUUGACAUUAAAUCACCCAAAUUUAAAGCUGAGGCUGCCCUCCCUAGCCCCAAAAUGGAGGGUGAAAUUCAGGCGCCUGAUGUGGAUAUUUCUUCACCAGGGAUUAAUGUUGAAGGUCCUGAUAUCAAGGUAAAGGCUCCCAAGUUCAAGAUGCCAGGUGUGGAUGUCUCAGGGCCAAAAAUAGAGGGUGAUUUGAAAGGCCCCAGGAUGCAGGCCAACUUGGAUGCACCUGACCUCAACAUUGAAGGCCCAGAUGCUAAAAUCAAAGCACCAUCUUUCGGCAUUUCUGCCCCUCAAGUCUCUAUCCCUGACGUGAAUGUGAACUUGAAAGGACCAAAGAUAAAGAGCGAUGUUCCCAGUGUGGGACUGGAAGGACCAGACAUAGAUCUGCAAGGUCCAGAAGCAAAAAUCAAGUUCCCCAAAUUUUCAAUGCCCAAGAUUGGUGUCCCUGGUGUGAACAUGGAAGGUGGGAGUGCUGAGGUCCAUGCCCAGCUUCCUUCUCUUGAAGGAGGCUUGAGUGUACCAGAUGUUAAGCUCGAAGGGCCUGAUGUCUCUCUAAAGGGACUAGGAGCUGACUUGCCUUCAGUGAACCUCUCUAUGCCAAAAGUCUCUGGCUCUGACCUCGACCUGAACUUGAAAGGACCAAGUAUAAAAGGGGAUGUGGAUGCAUCUGUUCCCAGUGUGAAGGUGCAUGCUCCAGGGCUCAACCUCAGAGGUGCUGAUGGAAAGGUGCAGGUAGGAGGAGAUGGUGUGAAAGUUCCGGGGAUUGAUGCAACAACAACACUUAAAGUUGGGGCACCAGACGUGACGCUAAGGGGACCAAGCCUGCAGGGAGACCUGGGUGUCUCUGGUGACAUCAAAUGCCCUAAAGUAUCUGUAGGUCCUCCUGACCUAAGCUUGGAGGCAUCUGAAGGUGGCCUGAAACUUCCUAAAAUGAAGCUGCCCCAAUUUGGCAUCUCCACCCCAGGGUCUGACUUGGACAUUAAUAUCAAGGGGCCACAAGUUGCUGGGGAGCUAAAGGGGCCAGGCAUGAAUGUGAACCUGAAAGGGCCUCAGAUUUCAGCACCAGAUGUGGACUUUAACUUGGAAGGACCAAAAGUGAAAGGGAGUGUUGGGGCCACUGGUGAGAUGAAAGGUCCCACUGUUGAAGGAGGUCUUCCGGGUGUCAGCAUUCAAGGUCUAGGAGGAAACUUCCAAAUGCCUGGAAUUAAGUCCUCUGGAUGUGAUGUGGCCCUACCAGAAGUGAAUGUGAAACUCCCGACCGGGCAGAUUUCUGGUCCUGAAGUCAAAGGCGACCUAAAAGGUUCAGGUGUAGGUUUCCAUGGGGCUGUUCCUGAUAUCAGUGUGAAAGGGCCUUCUUUCAAUGUGUCAUCUCCUGAGUCAGAUCUUGGCAUCAGCUUGAAGGCCCCCAAAAUCAAAGGAGGUGUGGAUAUUUCAGGGGGUGUCAGUGCCCCAGAUAUUAGCUUGGACAAAGGACAUGUGAGUGUCAAAGGUUCUGGGGGUGAGUGGAAGGGACCCCAGGUCUCCUCUGCUCUCAACUUGGAUGCAUCUAAGUUUGCUGGGGGCCUUCAUUUCUCAGGACCAAAGAUAGAAGGAGAUGUGAAAGGAACUCAGAGUGGACUUCAGGCUCCUGGGCUAAGUGUGUCUGGGCCUCAAGGUCACCUGGAAAGUGGAUCUGGAAAAGUAACAUUCCCCAAGAUGAAGAUCCCCAAAUUUACCUUCUCUGGCCGUGAGCUAGUUGGCAGAGAAGUGGGGGUGGAUAUUAACUUCCCUAAAGUAGAGGCAACCGUCCAGGCUGGUGCUGGAGAAGGCGAGUGGGAAGAGUCUGAAGCAAAACUUAAAAAAUCCAAAAUCAAAAUGCCCAAGUUUAGUUUUUCCAAACCUAAAGGGAAAGGUGGUAUCACUGGCUCACCAGAAGCAUCCAUUUCUGGGUCUAAAGGUGACCUGAAAAGUUCAAAAGCCAGCCUAGGCUCUCUGGAAGGAGAGGCAGAGGCUGAAACUUCUUCACCCAAAGGCAAAUUCUCUUUAUUUAAAAGUAAGAAGCCCCGGCACCGCUCAAAUUCAUUCAGUGAUGAAAGGGAGUUCUCUGCACCUUCCACCCCCACGGGGACUUUGGAGUUUGAAGGUGGGGAAGUGUCACUGGAAGGUGGGAAAGUGAAAGGGAAACAUGGGAAGCUGAAAUUCGGUACCUUUGGUGGAUUGGGGUCAAAGAGCAAAGGUCAUUAUGAGGUGACUGGGAGCGAUGAUGAGGCAAGCAAGUUACAAGGGAGUGGAGUGUCCUUGGCCUCUAAGAAGUCCCGACUGUCCUCUUCUUCUAGCAAUGACAGUGGGACUAAGGUUGGCAUCCAGCUUCCUGAGGUGGAGCUGGCGGUUUCCACAAAGAAAGAGUAGCAGGCCUCUGUUAUGUGUGUACAUAUAUAUAUAUAACAAAACAGCAGCUUCGGGUGUGUUUGUAUAUAAACUCCAAAGAGAAACACACCGACAGCCUCAGCAAUAAUGCAGAGAGCUUGCCUCUCUUGGUGGCAAGCACUGAAAAACCAACUGCCUUUUCGGCUUCUGGAACUAUAUAGUUAGGCAAAGAAUUCCAAGUUCAUUCAGCCCACGUGCAAAGUCAGCAGCAUUUGCCUUAAGAUUUCAGGGGUUUUUUUGCAUUGAACGCUGAGAGCUCCUGUUUACUAAGCAAGCUUUUGUGUUUAUUAUCAUUUUUACUGAACAUUGUUAGUCAUGGGGUAUCAGAAACCCACUUUUUCAUUGUAAUGACUUUUGGGGCUUUUGUUAGUAUGGGAGGGUGGGGUAAUAGGCAGCAGAGAGGGCCACAUCUCUAUUUCUCCUAAGAUUGGAUCCAUUCAAACAACAGACACCCAAAGAUGGCCCAGAGGAGGCGACAGCUGGGGUGUGUGGGUGUUUCUAGAGCUCUUUAGCAUUGCUUUUUUCCCCCCAGGGGUGGCGUUCCCAGAUGGUUUGGUGCUGGUGGUGAGAGGGAAUUAAAAUUUGUUUGCAAAUUGUCCAACCCACCAGCUCAAAUUGAGGGGCUUCCAGUCUGUGUUUUGUGAGAGAAAUGUAUUCACAACUGCCAUGCUCCUGAUAUUCUGAUUUCUUUUAAAAUGUUAUUGUAAUUUAGAAAAUUUCCAGCACUUUAAUGGCAAAUUAAUUGAGAAUGUAAGAAAAUCAAUGCUGUACAAGGCAAAUAAAGCUGUUUAUUAACCCUGA
Molecule: messenger RNA, 10003 nt
Organism: Otolemur garnettii (small-eared galago)
Lineage: Eukaryota; Metazoa; Chordata; Mammalia; Primates; Galagidae
Gene: AHNAK
Product: AHNAK nucleoprotein
Exons: 7
Coding region: 263-9184 (2973 amino acids)
Biological process (GO): regulation of RNA splicing
Cellular component (GO): costamere; nucleus; cytoplasm
Molecular function (GO): protein binding
Source: RefSeq, a predicted model, not a curated record